AUGCAAGGGUUUUCGCUCUUUGAUCCGAGGAUCAAGCCGGACCUACUCGACGAUAUCGACACGCCCGCCAACGGGUUCUGGCUCAACGCUGCCAUCCACAAGAACUUCGACAGCGCGCGCUUUGCCGUGUUCCACGGACGCGUCGUCCCGCUCCUCGACUUUGUCGGCUGGACGCUCGAGAGAGGCGCCUGGAUGCUCGCCACGCCAAGCACAGAUGCGCGUCACGAGAGGCUGCAGGCCAUCGUCGACGCAUUCUUCAUCUCGCACCAAGCCCCCUCGACCACGAGCGAUGACGAAAAGGAGCUGCUCCGCACAGAGAUCAGGCUAGGACUCAUCGACGCCGACGUGUGGCAAUGGUUCCUGCUGCACAUAAAGUCGACAUACAAUGUCUAUGAGGCGUACACGCCGGCCGUCACCAAGAAGUUCCUUGAAGACAUGUUCAAGGUCCGCGAUGGCGCGUCUGCCCCUGCUGCAUCGGGAACCCGUCAAGGCAAGAAACGCAAGGUGGCAGAGGCAACGCAGCAGCCUGGGCCUGGCUCUUCGACUUCCGCUGACGCGUCUGGCGCUGCUGAGGCAACGAGGGACUCGGAGCAUACCAGACGCCGCCCUUUGACGCCUGCUCCUUUUUCUGGCACUGCGCGGGAACCGGCUUAUCUCAGCAGCGAAGGGAGCGGCUCCAGCCUUGGCAGCUCACUGAAGAGGAAGACAGUUCCUGGAUCCCCUCCCCAACAGCAGGCCCGUACGGACGUGAAGGAGUACGGCAGCGGCUCCGAGGCCAAGGGAGGCGCCUUUUACGGCCGCAGCAACCCGCUGCGCGCAGAUCUUGACACGGGCGACGACCACCGCGACCUCGACGUCGGCGGCGAACCCAAGGCGAGGGCUGUAGAGGUGGGAGGCCUGUCCGACGACGGCGAGCAAGAUUACGAAGAUUCCGAUGAGGACGAGGACGAGGACGAGGACGAGGACGAGGACAACGACGACGAGGACGAGGACGACGACGAGGAAGAAGAUCACGGCGAACGCUUCGUCAGGUUCGUCCAGAUGAGCCUGUCGGCCAAGUCGAUGCUCAGCCACCCCGCCUAG
Messenger RNA from Pseudozyma flocculosa PF-1, 1083 nucleotides. RefSeq lists its product as uncharacterized. The coding region runs from base 1 to 1083 and encodes 360 amino acids. The record is from RefSeq and is a predicted model, not a curated record. The transcript has 3 exons. Lineage: Eukaryota; Fungi; Basidiomycota; Ustilaginomycetes; Ustilaginales; Ustilaginaceae.